AUGUCGACCGCAAUCGACCUCGCGGUCGAGCUGGUCGCUGACCUCAAGGGGGAGCCCCGCCCCAGCGCCCUGGCUGCAAAGGACUCCACACAGGCCAGGGUCUCGGGUGCCGUGUCGAACCUCAGGCAGCGGCUCACCGACGCCAUCCCCAAGCGCGGCGGCGCCCAACCCGGCGCCGGCGAGGCCGCCGACGCGGGCCGCGACCUGUCGGCGUCGCCGUCACAGCGGCGUUCGGGGCGGGUGGCUUCCAAGGUGGAAUGA
Messenger RNA from Monoraphidium neglectum, 261 nucleotides. RefSeq lists its product as hypothetical. The transcript has 3 exons. The record is from RefSeq and is a predicted model, not a curated record. The coding region runs from base 1 to 261 and encodes 86 amino acids. Lineage: Eukaryota; Viridiplantae; Chlorophyta; Chlorophyceae; Sphaeropleales; Selenastraceae.